AUGUCCCAGGCCAGCAGCAGCCCCCAGGCAGAGGACACGGGGCCACGUGUCGGGGCACACUCGCGCACCCUGAGCCGGGGCAGCCACAGGGUUGAGUGCAUCAUCUGCUACUCCUCCUAUGACCUGUGCAGCCGGCUGCCACGCCAGCUCUACUGCGGCCAUACCUUUUGCCAAGCCUGCCUGAAACGCCUCGACGCCGUCACCAAUGAGCAGCGCUGGAUUCCCUGCCCGCAGUGCCGCCAAAAUACACCCACACCACGCGGUGGCGUCGCCAUGCUCGACCUCGACCUGGCCACCUUCCUUGCCGUCAAGGCUGACAAGGAGCAUCCCCGGGUGGCCGGUAGGUCCCAGCCUGACUCGGCCACCAAGGGCUUGUGCAAAGAGAAGGUGGUCACCCAGCAGCCGUCGCGGCUGUGCCAAGAUGCUGUGCCCCCGGUGCCGUUCCCCCGACGCAGCUGCUGCCGUCCGUGCCUGUGCUGUGGGGUGACAGCGGCCUUUGAAAGCUGA
This is a messenger RNA of Gavia stellata (red-throated loon), 507 nucleotides long. RefSeq names its product RING finger protein 224-like. The transcript has a single exon. Lineage: Eukaryota; Metazoa; Chordata; Aves; Gaviiformes; Gaviidae. The record is from RefSeq and is a predicted model, not a curated record. The coding region runs from base 1 to 507 and encodes 168 amino acids.